AUGUAUGAGUUCAACCAGAAGGUGUCACAGGCUCACAGCCCUCAAGCACUGUAUCACUCGUCCACUCUCGUGGGGGCCAUAACACUAAACCUUGGUAUAAGGAACUUGAACACGGACCAUUGGGGGAAGAGCAGUGGCAUUGAUUUCGGUGGAUCAAUGCAUGCACCGUCCACUGCACCAAACUCCACUCAUCCUUCUCUGGUGAUUGAAGGUGGCUCAAGACACUUCGACUACGCCUACCGUUACACUAUUUUCGGCAGUCUUCCAAACCCCACCAUGAGGGACGCCAACAUUUUUGCAUUUUGGAAGGCCAUGCCUCGAAUGAGCUGGUCUCCGCGUAACCUCUACAACCUCUGGAGGCGGUCCUGUGGUGCCGAGGCCGAGGCCAUUGACUUCACUCGCUCGCCUAAGACGCUGUUUCAGCAGCGUUGGAUCUCGAAAGCACUCGCACGGAGACUCGUCGUUCAUGGAUCUGUCCUGCUAAAUGGCAAAAAGCAUACGAAUGCCGACACACGUCUAGCCCCAGGCGAUGUGGUCUCCGUUGACCCUGCAGCUAUUCAUUUCCUCCAGGACCCUGAGUCUACGCUGUCCUCGUUGACACCUUUCAACCUUCCUCCAUAUGCGUCUCCCUUCGGUUUCAUUCCUGCCUAUGCAGAGGUCUCCUUCUCCACAUGCAGUGCCAUAUAUGUUCGCCACCCAACGGCACACCCAGGAUACAGUGAAAUUCCAACACCUUCGACGCCGAUGGUGAAGUCAUUCAGCUUGCAUGGGAAUGGUACGCAAAGAUGCGUCCAAGGACAAGGAGUAAGAAACAAAUGGUGA
Messenger RNA from Suillus subalutaceus, 822 nucleotides. RefSeq lists its product as uncharacterized. The coding region runs from base 1 to 822 and encodes 273 amino acids. The transcript has 8 exons. The record is from RefSeq and is a predicted model, not a curated record. Lineage: Eukaryota; Fungi; Basidiomycota; Agaricomycetes; Boletales; Suillaceae. Gene Ontology annotation, molecular function: RNA binding.